AUGUGCGGCGCUUUGCCGGGGCUGAGUUCGCACACUGGCCAGUUCUGUUUGUGCGGCACGAGGAUGAGCGAGAGGAGGACUCGCCCUCGUCCGCGGAGGCGCAACGAGCUUCACGAGAAGCAGCAGGAGUUGCUCCUAGCUUGGAGCGACGAGGUGUGCAAUAGCGAGGAGGUGCCCGAGGUAGAAAUCGUCAGUCUCCUGCAAGAACACAUACCAAAAUAUCGCCUGAGAGCCGACAGUCUUACACAAUUUGGAGGGUACGAGAAUCAAGAUUGGUUUAUUCCAUCGCCGGCACUUCCUGUCAGCCCCGACGACCUCGCACUGACGCCUGAUCAGAUCAGGGAAACGCUUAAUUAUUUUCUGUUGCUCGGGGCGCCAGUCGCAAUGUGCCGUCACGAGCGCAUGCGCGGCGCUCGCGGCGCGCGGCGAACACAGUGCGCGCUUUGCCGG
Iphiclides podalirius (scarce swallowtail) is the source of this 450-nucleotide messenger RNA. The record is from the annotation of a GenBank genome assembly. NCBI's taxonomy places the organism in Eukaryota, Metazoa, Arthropoda, Insecta, Lepidoptera, Papilionidae.